AUGAGAACCCUAACAACAGAUCUAAUCUGUAUACCUUACGAAAUAAUACAGAAAUAUUUUCAAAAAUUCUAUAAUACAGAACGAUUGUAAUAUGAAAGUCAAAAUAAGAAAAUGCUCAUAAAAGGGAAAAAGUUGCAAGAAUUAUAUUCAUUCUAUGAUGCUAUUUUAGUUUAAUUGAUAGAAGAUGAUAUUUUUUAAAUAGAAAAGCUAAGUUAAAAAAGCAAACAAAAUUAGAUAAGAUUUACAAAAUUGAAAAGGAAAUCUUAUAAAAUGAAAAAAUAUCCAAAAAAUUAAGAAUCUCCUUAUGAAAAAUGA
This is a messenger RNA of Paramecium sonneborni, 315 nucleotides long. Lineage: Eukaryota; Ciliophora; Oligohymenophorea; Peniculida; Parameciidae. The record is from the annotation of a GenBank genome assembly.